This is a messenger RNA of Xenopus laevis (African clawed frog), 3923 nucleotides long. RefSeq names its product CUE domain containing 1 L homeolog (gene cuedc1.L). The record is from RefSeq and is a predicted model, not a curated record. NCBI's taxonomy places the organism in Eukaryota, Metazoa, Chordata, Amphibia, Anura, Pipidae. The coding region runs from base 717 to 1847 and encodes 376 amino acids. Gene Ontology annotation, molecular function: ubiquitin binding. The transcript has 14 exons.
CUGCUGCUGCAUUCCCCCUGCCUGCCGCUAGGAAUGCCGAUCGCCUCCCACUUCUCUGUGUGAGAGAGAAAAGCCCCUGCCACUGCCAGGAUCUCCCCUGGAAGCGAUAGUUACGUGUGAAGCCCCGAGACUGGGGAGAACCCAAACCCAGCGGUUCCGGGAGGCAAUUCCCUGGCAGAGCUGUAGCCAUUGUAGCAGGAGCAGCUCCUGAGAUCCGAUGUGCCAAGCAGCCACAGGAACAGCACUUAAUCCUCUAUUAUCUGUAAUGAAAAGUAGAAGUGAAUCACAAGAAAUAACAGUUUUUGGUGACAUUAUGACAAGCCAUCUGAUCUAACCACAGGCCCAAAGCAUUCCAGGGAAUUGAAAGUACUGAAAACUACAUUGAAUACCCUGAGUGCUGACAAAACCUUAGACAUAUCAAGGAGCACCUCAGAAAACUGCUGAGUGAGAUAUGCAAGGGUUGUCAUAGGAAUGCCUCAGAUUUUUUGAUUGUGAUUUAUAUUGCCCAACGAUGCAGCCCUAAGACCCCUUUAAAGAAGCUGAUUCUGAGAGGGCUGCUGAUGAAUCAUUUGUAUUCCCACAUUGGGCUAUUGGACAUCAACAAUGCCAGAGAUAUCAAAGACUUCUGAUAAUAAACCAUGACAAGCAAUUUUAAUUUUCUGUACAAGUUUGCUCUGUUUUAAACUUCAAACAUUUCUCAGAAACAGUUCUCAAAAAUGACAAGUCUGUUUCGCAGAAGCAACAGCAAUGGGAGCUCUAGAAGCACCCCGUCCACUCAGGAACUUAACAAUAGCCGUCCAGUACGGAGGCUGGAGUUUAACCAGGCCAUGGAAGAUUUUAAGACUAUGUUUCCAAAUAUGGAAUAUGACAUCAUUGAGUGUGUGCUGAGAGCCAACAAUGGAGCUGUGGAUGCUACAAUAGAUCAGCUGCUACAGAUGAACCUGGAUGAUGGUGGAUAUGACUACAGUUCUGAUUCUGAUGACAGUAUUCCUCCAGAGAUUUUGGAAAGAACUCUGGAGCCAGAUAGCUCUGAUGAGGAGCCCCCUCCAGUUUAUUCCCCUCCUGCUUAUGACAUGCCUUCAUUUGACAGAUCUAAUCUACAAACACCACCAACUCCUCCUCCUAGGACUGAUGUACUGAGUUCCAGUGGCUCACAAGUAGCAAAACAGUGCAGAAGAUGGAAUCCUCCUUUAGUAGGAAACCUACCAGAUGAUUUUCUACGCAUUUUACCCCAACAGAUGGAUAGUAUUCAGAGUUCCCAAAGUGGUCCUUCCAGUGUUCAUUAUGAGGAUACCAAAAAGGAACAGCAAUCCAUGGAACAGGAAAAGAAAUUGAAGCAGUACCUGGAAGAUGAGCGGAUUGCCCUUUUUCUACAGAAUGAAGAAUUUAUGCGGGAGCUUCAACGUAACAGAGAAUUUAUUUUGGCACUCGAAAGAGAUCGUUUGAAAUAUGAGUCAAAAAAAUCCAAGUCUAACAAUAGUCAAGUCAAUAAGGAUUUCAGCUUUUGCCCUUCAAUAUCUGCAGAUGAAUUCCAGGCCAUUUCAGGAAGUUGUGAUUCUAACAGUACUGUAUCUGAAGAUGCCUUAUUUAGAGAUAAAUUGAAACACAUGGGCAAGUCUACAAGGAAGAAAUUGUUUGAAAUCGCCAGAGCUUUUUCAGAGAAAACGAAAAUGAGGAAGUCGAAAAGGAAACUUUUGCUCAAGCAUCAGAUCCUUGGAACAGCUGCCUCCACAGCAAACCUUCUGGAUAAUGUUGAAGUUCAUUCAUGCGAUGAAGAUGCGCAGACAAAGUCAAGACAGCAGAGCCGUGAAGAAAAUGAAACACUGAAAGGACAACCAAAGUCCUAAUUCCAGGCCCUUUGUGAAGAAAACUGCUCAUCAAAGCAAGAGGAAAUAGAUUUGGAUUUUGUGCUUCAGUUACUUUUCUUUUCUUUGUACAAACACAAAUACAAGGCACAAUUUUUUAAUAUGUCAUAAUUGCAGCCAAACCGCAAUAUUUGUAGCAGUCAUACUGCUGAAAUAUAGUGGUAAAAUGGCACAACAUAUUACCUAGAUCAUUUUCAUCUGUAUUAUUUUGUAUUUUAUUUUGUCAGGGAUACAAUUCCUCUUUCUGUAUGAAAACAAAAAUAUUAAGGAAAUUUCUGUGCACAACACAAAAGCUGUUGAUUUUCUUUUGAAUAACACGAAAUGACCAAGUGCAAUAAACAAAUAAUUUUUAUGUUAUAUGUUUGUGGGGGAAGAAACACUUGUCUUUAUCUAACCCAUAGGCUUGCAAACUCUGGGGCUGCCCCCUAAGGGGCUUGAAGGAAUUUAUUAGGGGCACACCUGAAGGUGAGAUUUGCCUUGCAUACAGUAUGUAUCUGCCUUACUGGUUAGCUGUGGUGCUAUAGCAGUGUGGCUGUCAACAGUAUUUCCAGAUAUCUGUAACUUUGUGGGACCUGACUAAAUGUUAGACCAUAAAGGAAGGGCUUCAAGCCUAAUAAUUUGAAACCCUUUGAUCAGAUGGGUGUUUUGUCAUAUGCCGCUGUAUAAAGCCGUGAUGAUACAACAUCCUUGACUUGACUAUUCACAAGUGUAAAGGGAAAGGGCAAAAGAAAAUUACUCACUCAAGUAGCAGAACUGCUGCUCCCUCUCCUAUAAGAAGAAUCCAAUAGAACGUUUUUUUACAGCAUUAUAAGAUUUUGAUAUUUAUUUUUUUAACAGUUUUUUUUGUGCAGGAUUUAUACAAAAUCACUAAAGACUUUUACUUUGAAUGAAUGUUUAUUAUUUUUCUGAUAAUAGUUAAGACUUGUUUAAGUCAUUUGAAGAAUAGUCCCAAAGGGUAUGUAAACUGGGUUAAUUUCCCAGGCCCUGCUCUGUAGCAAUGUAUGGGGUUCCAGCCUGCACCAUUGAUUUAUCUUUUGACUGCAGGUAGCCUGUAGUGGGGAAGGAGAUCACCUUUUGCGUAGUAAGGUAGCAUACAGUGUUGAACUGGGGACCUACCAGGGCUGCUGCCUCAUGGGCCCCCACACCCUUCCGGGACCCAUGCCCCCUCCUGUGCAUUCGUUUUCUUCUCACAGCUGCAAACGGGACCAAGGAAGAAGCUGCAUUUGUUUCAGACAAGGAGCGGGUCUCUGACCAGUCUGACCCUGGUGGCAUAUAACAUUGACAAUGCAACCAUUUGCACCAGGAGGAAUUAAUUCCUAGAAAGGCUUAGCCUCCCAAAAAGAUGCCAGCUGUCCUGUAAAUGCAAUCUAUUAUUAUCCUCCCCAAACUACAAUUUCACCUUCCUCCCCUGCUUUCACAUACAUUGCUGAGCAUCAGCUGGAUGCCCACUGGUUGGAUAGUCCUGUAUAGUUCUGGCCCCAGACAGCCUUUAUUUACUGAGGCCUCCUGCCUUGAUCAUGAACAGAAACAUAGUGGGUGAAGUCAGCAAAAUAUCUCUGUGAAACAAAGCUGUCUGUUUUGUGGAAUCUUUUUACAAAAGAAGGUACUGUAAUUUCCUUUUAACAAUCCUUUAAAUUAUAACUAACAACAUGUAUUACUGUAUAAAUAAUGAAAUCACCUCCAACAUAUCUCGUUUUUUUAAUUUAAAAUUAUCCAUUGUAAUAAAAGCUUUUUGAGAAGGCAGGCCCAGAUUUGUGGAGAGGCCACAGAGGCCCAGGCCUAGGGUGGCGAAAUUUGUGGUCGGUGGGCGCUAGGACCACAAGGCCUCGGGGCGCCGUUGAUGGAAAUCCGGCCCUGUGAGAAGGGCUUCUUCAGAACAAGUAUAAAACAUGUAGUGACUAUAUAUAUUUUGUACUCAUGGUAAAAUAAACUAAACUGAUUGUUUAUUAUAGUAAAGUAAAGAGCAUUGUCACUAUGGUUGCAUCAGAAACAGACAUUUAUUGUAUGUAUCAUACGUUAUGCAGUAUGGUGUCAAGACAGAUUUAGAUUUGUAAAGUA